This is a messenger RNA of Jatropha curcas, 936 nucleotides long. It is a transcript of the gene GRX4, whose product is annotated as glutaredoxin 4. Lineage: Eukaryota; Viridiplantae; Streptophyta; Magnoliopsida; Malpighiales; Euphorbiaceae. The record is from RefSeq and is a predicted model, not a curated record. Gene Ontology annotation, cellular component: mitochondrial matrix.
GGAAUAUUAGGUUUUAUUUUUAUUUUUUGGUAGAAGCAUUAAUAAACGAACUCUCUUAAACCAUUACCUCAUUACCGUUCGUCUCCUGUCACGGCCAAGCCAAACCUGGUUUAUUUCUCGCUAUUCUCUGUCUAUUUAUUCCUCUAGCUAGAGGGUUUGAUUGAGCAAAAGAACGACUUACCGUUUAUCUCACCACUGAUAACACCAUGGCAAGACCUUUGUCAAAUAUGCUCUUGAAAGGCAUUGCAGGUCUCUCUGCAUCGCGGUCUAGCAGAAUUGUGUCCGGAUCCUUUUACUACAAUGGAAUGCGCUACUCUACUACUGUGCCCAAUGAUCCUGACACACAUGAAGAUUUUCAACCAAAUAUUAAGACUGAGAGUUCUGGAGUAUCUUUGAAUGAUAUUGUUGAACAGGAUGUCAAGGACAAUCCUGUGAUGAUUUACAUGAAAGGGGUGCCUGAUUAUCCUCAAUGUGGAUUCAGUGCCCUGGCAGUAAGGGUAUUAAAACAAUACAAUGUUCCUUUGAGUGCAAGAAAUAUUUUGGAGAACCCUGAGUUGAAAAGUGCUGUAAAAUCCUUCAGCCAUUGGCCGACUUUUCCGCAGAUAUUCAUAAAGGGAGAAUUUAUUGGUGGAUCUGAUAUAAUUUUGGACCUGCAUCAGAAAGGGGAAUUGAAAGAAAAACUGCAAGAUCUUGCAGCCAAUGAGAAAUCCGAGUAGUUAAUCUUCUUGAAUUAAGAGUGAGUAGGUUGUUAUGAGCUUUUUAUGAGAUACAUGUUUACCUGAGCUUUGUUCAACAGAAAAGAUCGAACAGUUAAUUUACUAUUUACAUUGUUUAAUAUUAAUAAUGUAGACUCGGUUCUCUCAAAAAAGAGAGAGAAUUUUUGUAUGUGAAGUAAAUUUGUUUACAGCUAUCCAUUGUCACGAAAGUAUUUGCAAA